CUCAUCGCUGAUCGAAUCCCUGUUUUACAUUCUUCUUUCCGCUUGUCCUCAACGACCACCGGAGUUCAGGUUCUUAUAUGUAUUCGCUCUCAACUGGAAGAUAACCUAAUCGCAGUUCUGUGAUUUUAUAUUGUGAACAUUUAUGAUCUGUGCCUCUAUCUUUGUUAAUGGAGUUGUCAUGUUUGCACGUUUGUUGAUUCAGUCGAUUAGGGCUGUUAAAGUCUGAGAAGAAGAAGGUAUGACUGCGUUUAUAGGCCGCAAAAUGAUUUCCAGGGGCAUUUCUGCUAUGAGUUUGAAUCAGCCCUUGGUGAGAAGUAGGAUAUUUGCAUCCAGAGCUUACUCUUCUGCAGCAAAAGAGAUGACAGUGCGUGAUGCUUUGAAUUCAGCCAUUGAUGAAGAAAUGUCUGCAGAUCCCAAGGUCUUUUUAAUGGGAGAAGAGGUUGGGGAGUACCAGGGUGCAUACAAGAUCUCAAAAGGGCUUUUGGAUAAAUAUGGUCCAGACAGGGUUCUUGAUACACCUAUUACUGAGGCUGGGUUUGCAGGGAUUGGAGUAGGUGCGGCUUACUAUGGCCUGAAACCUAUUGUGGAAUUCAUGACGUUUAACUUUUCAAUGCAGGCAAUUGAUCAUAUAAUCAAUUCUGCUGCAAAGUCAAACUACAUGUCUUCUGGACAAAUAUCUGUACCUAUUGUUUUCAGAGGACCUAAUGGAGCUGCAGCUGGUGUUGGUGCCCAACAUUCCCAGUGCUAUGCAGCGUGGUUUGCUGCAUGCCCAGGAUUGAAGGUCCUAUCUCCAUACUCUUCCGAAGAUGCUCGUGGCCUUCUCAAAGCUGCUAUUAGGGACCCGGAUCCUGUCAUUUUCCUUGAAAAUGAAUUGUUAUAUGGCGAAUCCUUCCCUGUUUCAGCUGAAGUUCUUGAUUCUAGUUUUUGUGUUCCAAUUGGGAAAGCUAAAAUUGAACGUGAAGGGAAAGAUGUUACAAUCACAACUUUUUCAAAAAUGGUUGGCUACGCUCUCAAGGCUGCUGAUGUUCUUGCGAAGGAAGGGAUUAGCGCUGAGGUUAUCAAUUUGCGCUCAAUCAGACCACUAGACAGAUCUACCAUCAAUGAUUCUGUCAGGAAAACCAACAGGCUCGUAACUGUUGAGGAAGGGUUUCCUCAGCACGGUGUUGGCGCUGAGAUCUGUGCUUGUGUGGUUGAGGAAAGCUUUGAGUACCUUGAUGCGCCAGUUGAAAGGAUAGCCGGGGCUGAUGUUCCUAUGCCUUAUGCAGCAAAUCUCGAAAGACUGGCAGUCCCACAGGUAGAAGACAUUGUUCGUGCAGCGAAACGGGCAUGCUACAGAUCAGUUCCAAUGGCUGCCACUGCUUAGGAUGAAUUACUCGGGAAAAAAUAAUGGAAACUGGUGAAGUCACACCAACUCUCACCUCACUUUUCGCCCCAAGUUUCUCGCAGAUAUUCACAUACAUUCAACAGUAAGUAAUAGGUGCCCCUAGCAUGACCCAAAAAUUAUAAUACUCCCUUCGUCCCAAAAAAGACUCUAUUUCCUUAUUAUAUUUGUUGAUAUUGGAUUCUCUUUUUGAGACAGUGAGUCAUCAAAAACAGAAUUUUGUCAGGAAUAAGUUUCUGUUUUGUAAAUCCCAUAUUAUACUUGUGGGCAUUAGAAUCCUUGAUAAACAGAGGUAUACAAAAAAAGCUCUUUUUUGUUAUCUUUGUUAGGUUUUGAAACUAUGGAUUGGAGACCAUUCUAUCCUCUUAUGAAAAGAAAAUGUGCACUUGUUC
This is a messenger RNA of Cuscuta campestris, 1773 nucleotides long. The record is from the annotation of a GenBank genome assembly. Lineage: Eukaryota; Viridiplantae; Streptophyta; Magnoliopsida; Solanales; Convolvulaceae.